Molecule: messenger RNA, 2166 nt
Organism: Branchiostoma floridae (Florida lancelet)
Lineage: Eukaryota; Metazoa; Chordata; Leptocardii; Amphioxiformes; Branchiostomatidae
Product: tripartite motif-containing protein 2-like
Exons: 1
Coding region: 1-2166 (721 amino acids)
Biological process (GO): positive regulation of DNA-templated transcription
Cellular component (GO): nucleoplasm; chromatin
Molecular function (GO): ubiquitin-protein transferase activity; zinc ion binding; protein binding
Source: RefSeq, a predicted model, not a curated record
AUGGCGAGUAAAUUUCCAACAUCUGACGACUUUGACGAGCUGUUUCUGACAUGCUCAAUCUGCAUGAGGCACUUUCAGGACCCCAGAGUCCUGCCAUGUCUGCACACCUUCUGUAGGGAGUGCCUGCAAGAACGGGCCGCCAAACAACAGCCGCUGGAGUGUCCAACCUGCCGCACACAGGUCAGUCUACCAGACCAAGGUGUGGACGGACUCAAGACCAACUUCUACGUCAACAACCUGCUGGACUUCGCGGCAGCCAAGAAAGGGUCAGGUGCGCCGUGCCAGGUGUGCAAGAAGAGUGUGGAGGGGUCAAAGUCUUGGUGUGCGGAUUGCGCCAUCUUAAUGUGUGAGUCAUGUACUAUGUUACACCGUAAUUUUCCGUUUUCUAAAGAUCAUGAAGUAACCACUGAAGAAACACUGAAAGCCGAGGGAGGUAUCAGUAGUUUUCACCGCAAGCGACACUGUCAAAAACACAAGAACCAAGAACUGGUCUUCUACUGUGAGAGCUGUAAGGCUUUGGUUUGUACGGCAUGUACCGUAGUCGACCAUCGGCCGGGCAAAGAUCACAAUCCGGUAGAAAUUGCCACCGUCGCUCAGAAGAAAAAAGAAUCCCUUCAAGCACUGCUGCAAGACAUAGACCCACGUCUGAGGGAAAUUCAGGCAUCAGUUAAGGAAGUUGAAAGGAAGAUGGCAAACUUAGCCCCCUCGAAAGAGGUAGCUACAGACCAAGCCAAGUCAUAUUUCCGCCAAAUUAUUGACCUUCUCCAAAAGCGUGAAAGGGAUAUUUUGAGCCAGAUUGACGAACAAUGCCGAGCCGAUGGCAAGGCUCUGCAGACAAAGAAGGAAGCGAUAGAGUUUGAGUUGGCCGGACUGACGAGCGCACAGACCUUCUGUCAACAAGCUGUAGAACACGGAAGUGACGUGCACAUUCUGGAGGUGGGAAACCAAGUCCAAACAAGGGUAGAAACUCUGCUGACAAAACAACUGGACCUGGAGUCAGACUGGAGCGAGUUUCAGUUUGUCGAGAGAACGGCUGUCGCAGACAUCGCGGAAAAGGUUCAAGACUUGGGUGGUGUGAAUACAAACUUCAAAGUGGAAGUGAAGCCAGCAGUGCAAGGGUUUCGUUGCUUUGCUAAACUAUUAACAUUAAACUCCGAAGGUCGAUCUCUUGUCACGAAUAGUGAAGCCAUCACAGCCAACAUGAGCGACCCAUCUGGAAAAGACGUUCCCACAAAAGUACAAAUGAAGAGUGGAGGCGUGUGGGAAAUAUCGUACGUUCCCAAUGCCAUGAGAAACCACAGGUUAGAGGUCAAGGUCAAUUCAAAACAGGUGCCAGGAAGUCCGUUUGAGGUUCAAGUACACGGAAAGGAUACCCCAGCCUUAUCUAUUGGACAGAAGAGUAGUGGGGUGGAGGAACUGGACGGACCGUUGAGUGUCGCGGUUGACAAAGACGGCAACAUUGCAGUGGUGGAACGACCGAACAAGCGGGUUCAGAUAUUUGAUGCAGACACAGGCCAGCCUUUGAGUACCUUCCCAGUUGACGGUGAGUGCCCAUUUGGUAUUGAUGUAGACUUUACUGGGAGGGUUUUUGUGACGUCAUUUGGCGACAACUAUGGAAUAAGAUGUUACUCCAAGAAAGGCAAGCUUUUGAAGACAUUGAAGCCAGACUGCAUCAAACAUCCACUCGGAGUUGCAGUUCUGAAGGACGGCCGCAUGGUGGUGGCGGACCGAACACAAAAGUCGUGUUUUCUCCUGAAGCCUGACGGGAGCCUCAUCCGGGAGAUCGGCAAGGGGCAGUUACAGGGGCCCAUAUACGUAUCGGUAAAGGAGUCACGUGACAUGAUGAUCGUCACAGACGGGACCGCACAUAAAACGUUUGUUUUUGAUCUUGGCGGAAAGCUAAAGAUUGAUUUUGGUAAGAAAGGUCAGAUUGAUGGCGAAUUCAAAUCACCAGCAGGUGUAGUAGUAGAUCGGAGAGGUAACAUUAUUGUAGUGAACCAUAGUGGCGGCCGUAUUCAGAUGUUCGGGCCGGACGGGACGUUCAUUCGGACUGUGACGACAGUUAAAGCAGGUAGCCCUAAUCAUGGGAUCACACUAACCCCAGAUGGUUACAUAGCUGUUGCAUGUUACACAGGGCAAUGCGUAAAGUUUUAUAGGUACAACUGA